Vicia villosa (hairy vetch) is the source of this 2808-nucleotide messenger RNA. Its product is annotated as receptor-like protein EIX1. Gene Ontology annotation, molecular function: protein binding. The record is from RefSeq and is a predicted model, not a curated record. Lineage: Eukaryota; Viridiplantae; Streptophyta; Magnoliopsida; Fabales; Fabaceae.
UGCAUCUUUCAACAAAUCAUACUCAUCCCAUUUCAAUUAAAUCUUCUUCUGUAAUCCAAACAAUCAUUCAAUGACCAUUCUUACUACCCAAAUAUCUUUUCUUUUGCUUCUUCUUUUAUAUCUAUCUUCACAUUCCCCAAAACCAUGUCUACCAAUGAUGAGAGGAUGGUUUCAUGCAAUGAGAGAGACCGAGAGAUACUCUUAACCUUCAAAGAGGGAAUCGUUGAUAGUUAUGGUCGAAUAUCAACAUGGACAACCGAAAAAGAUUGUUGUGCUUGGGAAGGAAUCCACUGUGACAACAUUACUAGAAGAGUUACACGAGUGGAGCUACCAUUUAUUUUUAAAGACGGGCACACCAAAUAUUUGAAAGGUGAGAUGAAUCUUUGUAUUUUAAAACUUGAGUUUCUAAGUCACUUGGAUUUGAGCGACAAUGCCUUUAAUAUGGUAACUAUUCCAUCUAAUCACCACAACAUCACACAUGUAUCUAAACUUCUCUACCUUGAUUUAUCUAUGAAUGGUAACAUUGUCAUGGAUAAUCUUGAAUGGCUUUCUCCAUUUUCUUCUUUGAAAUAUCUCAACCUUCGCAAAAUUGAUCUUCAUAGAGAAUCUAAUUGGCUUCAUGCAGUGGCUAUGUUUCCUUCACUAUCAGAGUUACAGUUGGGGGGUUGUAAACUAAACACCUUCAUACUCAACCCAUCAAUUGAGUAUAUGAAUUUGUCUUCACUUAUCACUCUUGAUCUUUCUUUCAACAACUUCACCUCUCAUUUUCCUGGUAAAUUUUUUAAUCUCACGAAACAUAUCACCUAUCUUGAUCUUAGAGGGAGUAAUAUACAAGGUGAGAUACUUUCAAACAUACUAAACCUUCGAAAUUUAAGACACCUUUAUCUCUCUUAUAACCAACUCAGAGGAUCAAUUCCACAUGAAAUAGGCCAACUAUCACAUAUUCAAACACUUGAUCUUUACAAGAACAUGUUAAGUGGUUGCAUUCCUCCAAGUCUGGGAAACCUCUCAUCCUUAUAUUCUCUAUCUAUUGGCUUUAAUAAUUUCUCUGGUGAAAUCUCAAAAAAAACUUUUUCCAAACUCAAUAGUUUAGAUUCACUAGACUUGAGUAGUUUAAAUGUUGUAUUCAAAUUUGAUUUUUAUUGGGUUCCUCCUUUCCAACUCAGUGCACUUUAUUUGAGUCAAACAAAUCUAGGCCCAAAUUUUCCAUCAUGGAUAUACACUCAGAAAUCAUUGGAGUCUCUCGAUUUAUACAGCUCGGGAAUUUCAUUGGUAGAUAGGAAUAAGUUUGUGAAUCUUAUAGAAACAAUAAGCUAUAGUAUUGUUUUGUCAGACAAUUCGAUGGCUCCAGAUUUAUCAAACAUAACAUUGAAGGCUUACUCUUUUUUAUUUUUGGAUCACAAUAAUUUCACAGGAAGCCUCCCAAACUUAUCACCAAUGACCGAAUUUGUUGAUUUUUCUUACAACUCAUUUUUUGGAUCAAUUCCACAUAGUUGGAAGAACUUAAAAAGUUUAUAUUUCAUUAGCUUGUGGAGUAAUAAGUUAUCAGGUGAAGUUCUAGUGCACCUCUCUCAAUCGACACAAUUGCUAGUCAUGAACUUGGGAGAAAAUGAAUUUUCAGGAACCAUGCCAAUCAACAUGCCACCAGGCUUAGAAGUGAUCAUAUUGAGAGCUAACCAAUUUGAAGGGAACAUUCCAACAGUGUUAUUCAAUCUCUCAUCUUUAUUCCAUUUGGACCUAGCACAUAACAAGCUUUCAGGAUCUAUUCCGGACUGCGGUUAUAACUUGACUCAUAUGGUUACUAAUCAAUCUUUAGCUACAUGGUAUGGUAGUAUAAUUGAAUUGUUUCAAAAAGGUCAAGAUUAUGUGUAUACAACCAACCCUGAUAGGCGAACUAUUGACCUUUUAGUCAAUAGCUUUUCAGGAAAAGUACCAAUGGAAUUAUUUCGUCUUGUUCAAGUUCAAACAUUAAAUUUGUCUCACAAUAAUUUUAUGGGAACAAUACCAAAGACAAUUGGAGGAAUGAAAAAUCUUGAAUCUCUAGAUCUCUCUAAUAAUAUGUUUUAUGGUGAAAUUCCAGAAAGCACGAGUGUCCUGAAUUUUUUAGACUAUUUGAAUCUAUCUCACAACAAUUUGAUUGGAAAAAUCCCAAUUGGAACACAACUUCAAAGUUUUGAUGCAUCUAGCUACUUUGGAAAUCCAAAUUUGUGCGGAGCUCCUCUAAAUAAUUGUACCACAGAAGAAGAAAAUCCUAAAAAUGUAACACCAACAAGAAGAAAUGAAGAUGAGGACUCUAUGAGAGAAUCUUUAUAUCUAGGCAUGGGAGUUGGGUUUGCAGUAGGUUUCUGGGGGAUGUGUGGUUCUUUGUUUCUUCUUAGAAAAUGGAGGCACACAUAUUAUCAGUUUGUUGAUGGAGUUAGUGACAAGAUCUAUGUAACUUUCAUCGUAAUGUUGAAUCGUUUCAAGAGAAAUUAAACUUCGAUUAACUAAGGUCACUUUGUAUGUGGAAGAUCUUGCAUUCUUAUGCAAAUUGUGGAAAUAUUAUUUUCCAAAGGAUUCAAUACCAUUAUAUAAACACUGUUGCUUUUGAAUUUAAGUUUCAUCUGUUGUAAUACUUUUGUUUUUAUUGAAUAUGUUUUCUUAGUAGUCAGGUAAGUGUUGCAUUAAUGUUGUUAUUGAGGUUUAUUUUCACCUAAGGUUUUGUGUAUCUCUCUCCUUAAUUUUUAUGCAAAAUAUAUAGUUUUGGACACUGUUACGCAUAAUAUGUACUUGUCAUCAGGGGCUUUAAAAUGUGAAAGUGCUGUCAAA